Molecule: messenger RNA, 4668 nt
Organism: Vitrella brassicaformis
Lineage: Eukaryota; Vitrellaceae
Source: the annotation of a GenBank genome assembly
GGAAACCUGGUUGCAGCCGCCGUACCCUGACGCGCCGUGCUGGUCACUCAUUAGCCGGUUCCGCGAGUUGACUCUUGCAGCUGUGGUGUGGGAGAUCCCUCUCGUCUAUAUCAUUCGGGUGCUGAGGGUGCCCCCCCAGCGUCGACGCCCAUCGCAUGCUAAGCAGCCAUGAAUCCCUCGGACGAGGACAGGCCGUUGCCGCCGCCACCGCCACCGCGUCCGGUGGUAACUCUGAGGAUGCCUCCUCGGUCUUCCAUACUGCUGCGUCAGUCCACACAGCGCCCGCCGCCGCCGCAUCUGCCGCUAUCGGGAGCAGCAGCAGCUCCUGGCGCACCUGUGGUCAUCCCUCCAGUGCCCGUGCGGCCCCCAUUGGCAACAGGAUCACCACCCCGUGACUUCGGGCCGGCCGGGAGGGUAACUAUCGUGCAGCAGGGCAGGCCGACCAUCGCCACCAGUGCACCUGCCGGUGGGGGUGGUGUGUAUUGUGCACCGGCACCCCCUCCCCCACCCCCACCACCGCGUGUGACGCCCGGGAUGCGACCUGGUGGGACACUUAGGUCGGCGGGAGGGUACGGCGGGCGGCCACGGGGUCGCCCACCAUCGGUUGUGGCCUGGGUGAGGCCGCCGACGACCCCUCACCCACCGACACCACCAGUCAUCUCGCUGGUGGCAAGACCGUCCCCACCGCCCAAGAGCCGUGCCGGCCCGCAGGCUGCUGCUGGUGCUGGCGUGGAGUUUAUGGAUCGGAUGGAUACUGUGGAUCUGACCCAGGAGGAGAAGGAGGAUGAGGAGACGCAGGAGGCUCCACCAGGUGGGUAUCUGUCUAUCUGUCUGUGUCCAUGGCAUAGGGACGGAAGGAGGGGGAACGGGUGGAUGGUGGUGUGCGUUGACGGACGUCUUGUGUUGUGUUGGUUUGGUGUGUCGGUCAGAGGUGGGGGAGGAGUAUUUGGGUUACGGGCCGUUGUUCCAGGCCGCCAAGAAGGGCGCCGCCACGGGCAACCUCCGGCUGCUAGACGAUGACUUAGAGGAGGCGGGCAGCACCGAGGCCACGAGCGCAAAGUUGGGACAGGUGGGCGGGGCGGGCUGACCCAACCAACACAAACACACCUCUGCACUCAUGUUAUCGUUGGUGGUCUCUCUUCUUUGUAAGGGUUUGUUGCUUCACGAUUCGCCAAUAUCGUCGCUGCCGUCCAACGGUGGUCUGGUGCAGGACGUGGCGGUGGCGAGAUGGCACAUAGCCGUCCUGCUGGCCGACGGCCGGGUGCUGUUGUGGAGGCAGAGGUAAUCACAGCACAGCAACUCCAACGCACUCAUUGCUCGGCCGCUGUGCCAUGAAUGCAGCCACCAUGGUGUGUCAACGGGUUGCGACACGUGGGAGGAGAUCCCGGCCUUCCGCAAGCUCGACAUCGCAUCGCUGCACCUCGCCGGCUCGUGCAUGCGCGACGACUGGCGACAGGCCGACCCUGCUGCCAUCGCUGAUCGGCAAAAGGACACCCUGCUCAUCCAGCCCCGCCCCCCCGACAGGUUCUUCCUGGCGGCGCUGACCAAGGACGGGCAGCUUCAUUGGGUCAGGGGCGACGAGCAGCGGUGUCGGCUGCCUGCGUGGGAGCUGCACCAGACCUACUUCACCUUCAAGCACGACGGCCAUGUGGUGCAGAACGGCGCCACCACCGCCAGCAUGGGGGAGAUCUGCCACGAGCCGCCUCCCGCCGAGCCGUCCAUGGCGGUCAUUGCCGUCCCGCGGGUGGCGGCGCUGCCUGCGCGCAUCCAGGGGGAGGUGGAGGUCACGCCCUGCUUGUUCAUCAAGGGCCCACACACAUUCAUCAGAUUCAAAAAGUUCCCUGCAAAGCCGACCAAGGUCUGGUGGACACGCCGGGAGACAGGGAGGGAGGGAGGGAGGGGCUGUAUGUGUGUUCCUUUCUGUCUGUGUGAUGUCAGGUUGUGUGUGGCCCUGCGGCCGGGGGCGGGGCGGUGCUGCUGGAGAACGGCUCUCUCUGGCGGUGGACCAUUAACGCCGAAACCCGCAAGGCAACGAUAGACCAGGUAGGUAAACCAGGCAAUGACCCCUCCACUGUGUCUGCAAGGCUUAUGUCUCUGUGUGUGUUGUGCUGUGUGCGCCCUGGUGUGGUGACUGCUGGCCUGGCAGUUGCUCGGCUCGCUAAGGGGGAAGAAGGUGCUGGAUGUGGCCGAGUGCUGCGGCGACUACGUGGCCGUGACUGACGACGGCAUAGUGCACGAGUGGAACACGCGGGUCGACGGCGUCCCCUUGUCGUCGAGGCUGCGGCCACACAUUCCCCUUCCAGUCGAGUGGACACCCACCUUCCAACUCAAGGUACCUCAGCCUCAGCCCAGCCCCACACACACGCAAGAACACAUCGGCAUAGAUAGGAAAGAUAGAUGGGCGGGCAGGCGAUGGGCCCUUCGCACUCUCCUUGUUCGUUCCGUCUGUCAUGUCAGGUGAUGAGCGAGUCCCUCAGGCACCCCGACACGCCAAGCACGCUCGCAUGGUGGCAGCAGGACCAGCAGCCCGCCCCCCCACCACCACUCCCUCACCCAGAAGCAUCAGCGGCGUCAGCCUCACCCGAGCAGGCACACCCCACCGUGCCGCCGCCGCCAACCGACGAGGAGCUGGAGGCCAUGAGGCGGGCGGAGAUCGAGGCCCAGUACGACGUCCGCCUGGCCAACCCACUCAAACCGGCCGGGAGCAAUGGCGAUGGUGACGGCGAUGGCGAUGAGGAGCUGGAGAUCAUCAUGGAGACGCCGGGGCUGCCUGCGGGGCCUGUGCGUGUGGAGGCGGCCGCAGAGGACCCCGUGACGUCCAUCUGGCUCAUGGAGGGGGCCACCAUCGGCGUGCAUAAGAGCGGCCGGUUCGCGGCCUGGGCAAACGCAGUGGCCUGGUGGCGAUCCGGCGUCUGGGCGCCCGCUGCACCCGACACAAGCUUCGGCUUCAGCCUGGCCAGCGAGAUUGCGACUCAUCCCAACUACAUGGUGAGUGCAGGGCGGGAGACAACCGAGAAGACAGAGUCUCUCCUGUUUGUUCGUCUGACUGCAAUACGCCUGUGUGUCUGUGUGUCGUUGUGGUUGUUGGGUUCAUCUCAUCGCUCAGACGUGGUCAGAGGUGCUGCGGUCGUCCCCCUGGCUGCAUUACGAGGCCAAGGCGCGCGAGGCGCACAAGCUGCCGUCCAUGGCCGAGCAGGAGGCGUCGGGCGCCCUGCCGUCGUCAUGGGACAAAAAGGCCCUCGAGCGCAAGAUAGGCCACCUCAUGCACACGGCCGCCCAGUCCCCUUUCCCCGUCGGCCGCAUCAUCGCAUCGCCCACCAACCUCAUCAUUGCACGAGUCGUCAUCGGCCCCAUCCAGCCUGGCAGAAGGGUGGUCCCCGACCCAGAGGGCCCCAGUAGUAGCAGGCCCCCCUACUACCCCAGCCCCCUGAAGCGCGCCGAGGCCAGCGUGUUCCAGCUGCCGGUCGCGGCCAAGGCAAGGGCGGAGGCCGGCAACCCGCGUAUGAGGAAGUUUCGCGGCAAGCAGCACUCCCCCAUGCUGACGAGGAAACGAGAAGAGCUUCCCAACUCAUUUACUUGUCCUGACGUGGGCACGGGGAUGGGCACCAUCGAGCUGGGCGACGUCGAGGAGGCCGAGGGGGCGGCUGGCGUGUGGGGGCUGGACGGUGGGGUCCACGAUAGGCAGCGGCGUGCUGCAGGUGGUGGAGGUCUUGUGGAGGUUGAGAUGGGCGACGAGCUGGAGGGAGGAGAUUCGCACGCGACACUGACUGGCGGGGAGAGGGACGAGAGCAGCGACGUGAAGCGCAGGAGGGUGCAGGGCGGCAAGGGCGGGGAGGGGGGAGGGAACGAAGAGCAGGAGGAGGCCGAGGAAGACGAUGACAAACACGACGGACGUAAGUGAGUGAGUGAGAGGAGUGGGUGGUCAGUCGCAUCAACGAACACUCCCACCCAUACCGCACCACCUACCUGUUUUGGUGUUCAUCCUUCAUCCAUUCAUCCAUCCAUUCAUCCAUCCAUCGAUCCAUGCAUCAGGUGAGUACGAGGUGUCUCGGAUCCUGGCGCACCGCCAGCCGACGCCACAGAAACGCGAGUACCUCAUCCAGUGGAAAGGUCAGUCUGCCACCGCACCAGACAGACCCCUGAAGCGCGACGACAGACAAUACUCCCUGGUUGCCUUGCUGUGGUGUGUGUGUGUGUGUGUGUGCGCAGAUUACCGCGAGACUUGGGAGCCUGAGUCGUCUCUGACCAACUGCCACGGGAAGCUGGAGGAGUACUGGCGGGCCACCCCCCCGGAGCUGCUGCAGUACCGGAGCCGUCCGCCGUCCCUGGCCCAGGUCACUCCCACAGCGGCGGCGGCCAUAAUGCAGCAGAGGCGGGUCAAAGGCAGCGGACCUUCCUUCUUGCGCCAAUAGCUAGCUAGCAUGGGUGGAUAGCAUACCAUUGAUUGCCCCGACUGACUGACUGUAUGGCCGAUGGAUGGAUGGAUGGAUGUACAGUGACUGUUUACUGGGCAAGUGUUGGCCUGGUUGUUACUUUUUCUGCUGGCUGGUUGCACGUCACGAUCAUCAAUCGUUCCUGUCAGGGUGCCUCUCUCCUCUCGUCUCUCUCACCGCGUAUGUAUGCUAUGGUAUGUAUGGAUGCAUCGCCGUGUCGGUCGGCAGGGGCGGG